This is a messenger RNA of Ahaetulla prasina, 2713 nucleotides long. It is a transcript of the gene SHCBP1, whose product is annotated as SHC binding and spindle associated 1. Gene Ontology annotation, biological process: fibroblast growth factor receptor signaling pathway. The transcript has 13 exons. The record is from RefSeq and is a predicted model, not a curated record. Bases 35 to 2122 code for a protein of 695 amino acids. Lineage: Eukaryota; Metazoa; Chordata; Lepidosauria; Squamata; Colubridae.
CGGAGGGGAAUCAGCCGGGGAGGCUGAAUCGCCGAUGGCCGUGGAAGAAGCGGCAGGGGCGGCAGAAGCGACCGGGGAAGAGGAGAGGGAAGCCCGGCCAGAGGUAGAGCCAGAGCCGGAGCCGGCACAAGAGGACAACCAGGUAACAGAAGCCGCCUUGCCGCCCGUACCGGCCGCCGGCAGCAGCCAGGAAAUCGCGGAAGAUCUUAGUUCAGACGAAGGUAAUGAGAGUGGGAGUAGUGAGGGCAGCAGCUGCAGCGGCUACGGGAGUCACGACAGGCCUGGGACCUCUUUGCAGAGGGCGGUGUCAGAUGCAAAAGCUCUUCUUCCAGACACCUUCCAGACAAACAACCUCCUCUUCUAUGAGAGAUUCAAGACCUACCAGGAUUACAUGUUAGCUGACUGCAAAGCUUCAGAGGUGAAAGAAUUUACAGCCGAGUAUUUGGAAAAGGUCCUUGAACCCUCCGGAUGGCAGGCAAUCUGGCGCACUAAUGCCUUUGAAGUCUUAGUCGAGGUUACCAAUGUAGACUACGCCUCCCUAAAAGCCAUGGUGCGGCUUUCCGAGCCUUUUCGGUGCCGGGUGCAAGAGGGGGUCUUCACCUCGGAGCAGGUGUGCGCACUGUUGGAAGUGAAGGAACAUCAGCUGCCGCUGCAGGAAUUGUCAGUUGUGUUCGAUGACUCGGGAGAAUUCGACCAGACAGCCCUUGCAAUAGAGCAUGUCAGGUUUUUCUAUCAGCACAUUUGGCGGAGCUGGGAUGAAGAAGACGACGACGACUUCGACUACUUUGUCCGAUGCGUGGAGCCACGACUGCGUUUGUAUUACGACAUCGCGGAAGACCGUGUCUCUCCAGCUCUGGUGGCGGACUAUCACAGUCGCCUUUCUCAAUGUGAGGAACUCUACCUCAAGUUCCAAGUCCUGAGGAACAGCAUCUCGGCCUGCGAUUCCGACUCUGAAAAAGACAAUGUCUCUGUGGCGGAAGGGAUGAAACUCUACGACCAGAUCGAGCACCUGAAACAACAGCUGGAAAUGAUUGAAAACCUUCUAUUCCGAUUCGUCUUUGGUUAUAAGAAGCACGCUGGGCUCAAAGCAAAAGGAACCCGUUCCUCUAAUGUCACCAUUACCCACGUUGUCUGUGCUACGAUCCAGUCGAGCUUCCUACAAUGUCUGUUCAGGGACAAACUUUCUCCGGAACACUUCAAUGAAGACAUUGAAAUCCAGUUCCACAACGAUCCACAGUCUGCUUUGAAUAAUUGCUACGAAGGAGAUCAGGUCAUCAUUUGUCCCGGCCAUUACAUUAUUGAGGGAGCAUUGCCUAUCGCUGAUUCUGUGGCCCUAGAAGGCUAUGGACUGCCGGAUGACAUCGUGAUAGAAAAGCAAGGGAAGACACAUGCUUUUGUUGAGUGUACCGGAAAGGACGUGAAAAUCUCUAACCUGAAGUUCAUCCAACAUGAUACGGAGAAAGGCAUUCUGAGUGUUCAUCAAGGAAGGACUACUCUGGAAAACUGUGUGUUGCAGUGUGGAGUUACUGGAGUUACGGUCCGGAUGGCUGCCGAGUUCUUAAUGAAGAACUCUGACCUGUAUGGGGCGAAGGGUGCUGGGAUUGAAAUACACCCAGGCAGCACCUGCAUUUUGAUGGGGAAUGGGCUACACCAUUGUCGAGAAGGAAUCCUGAUCAAGAACUUUUUGGAUGAGCAAUUUGACGUGCCCAAGAUAACCAUGAAGAACAAUGUGAUACACAAUAAUGAAGGCUAUGGUGUGUUACUGAUGAAACCUAAAGAGGCUAGUGAGGUCACGCCAGAAAGCACGUCAGGACAGCCGAAAGAGAGCGCGUCUGCUGAAGAGUGUGCCACCACUGAGAACUGCGAAGGUCCUCAUGAACUGGAUGGUAGCGAAGUGGACCCUUACAGAAGAGACAACGACGAUGAUGGAGAAGGCAAUUUUCAGAUUUCAAAGGAGCUUUGGGCCACCUCGCUGAAGAAGAACCAGCUGCGCCAAAAGAGACUGAGCCAGUUGGGGAUCCCAAAGGCAGACAGCCAGACAUCUCAGGAGAUGUUUGUGUCCAUCUUGGGCAACCAGUUCAAGCGUAACGGGAAAGGGUGUUUUGGAACCUUUCUUUAUUGACUUUCCGAGUUGUAUUAUCAACCUGACAAGAAUAACCCGCAGCUAAGCACUAAUGCUUUCCAGAAUAGUGAAAACUCCCUUGACACCUGGUUUUUGUGGUGGUGUUGUUUUUUUUAAAUUUAAAUCUGGUUAUAUUUCCUACUUCACUGUGUUCUUUGUGCGUUCUUUUCAGCAGUGGGUGUUGUGCUUUGCAGCAGUGAAAGGCAUGUGUUGGCUUGGAGUGAGUUUUGAAGCCGUAACGUGAGAGUUGAAAGCUCACUGAUGACCCUCUCGAAGGGAGAAGCUCUCAUCCUUAUUGGCUCUGUAUAUCUGUUUAUUAUUAUACUAUUUAUAUCUAACAUUGAUCACCUCGUUUUAAAAAUAAAAUAAAACUCUGUACAUUUAAAGGGAGACUGUUGGCACUGCCCUUCGACCUCGGGACUGCAGGUAAAAUGAACAUUUGUUGUUUGAGAAAUGGCUGGCCGUCGGUUUCAGCUACAUUGAGUAAAACUUUAUAUUUAGCAAAAUUGUCCUCUUGCAUUAGUCGUCCGGUUGAUUGGGCGUGAGGGAAGCUGUUUAUUUUGCUCUUUGCUCUCCAGUUUAUCUCUGCCU